AUGAAUUCUUCAGCAAAUUCAAUGAGUCUUAAGGGAAUAUUCUUUAAAUUUGUAUUUUUGCCAUUAAUAUCUUACAAUUUAGUGCCACUUCUCAUAUGUCUUGUAAAGAAGUAUUUGUUUGAGAGAACAGAGAAAAGAAGAGCCAAACAAUUGUCAUCCGAGUCACCGGGGAGUCCAUGGAUUAGAUUGAGAGCACAAACAAAGACUCGCAUCAAAAGCAAUUUGCUCGACGAGUGUUCAUCUGUUCCGCAACUCUUCUCUAAAGUGAUGCAAAAGUUCAAAGACAAGCAUUGCUUUGGAUUCAGACAAGUCUUGCACGAAGAAGAGCAGAAACAGUCCGAUGGAAAAGUAUUCAAGAAAAUCGUGUUAUCUGACUAUCAAUGGCUCAGUUGUGAAGAAAUCAAUAAUAGAGUCGAAUAUAUGUCUAAAGGAUUUUUAUCGAUUGGAAUUAAACCGAAAGAUAUUGUAAUGAUAUUCGCGGACACGAGACUCGAGUGGAUGAUAUCGGCUCAGUCUCUGUUCAGAGUUGGCUCGACUGUGGCCACACUUUAUGCCACUUUAGGUGAAGAAGGAAUUAUAUACGGUAUCACCGAAUGCCAGGUCACGCAUCUUAUAACCAGUUCUGAGUUGUUAUUCAAAUUGAAAGCAGUUAUCCAUAAAUUAACACAAAUUCAAUGCAUUGUCUAUAUGAGUGGACACAAUCGACCCAAUAUUCAAGAGAUCUUCAGUGAAAGAGAGCUCAAAAGAAUUACUUUCUAUUCGAUGGACCAAAUCGAAGAACUGGGAAAAUCACACAAAGACUUGAAAGGAGUGGAGGCCACCGCACAGGACACCGCUGUUAUCAUGUAUACCUCGGGUUCAACGGGUGUUCCCAAAGGGGUGAUGGUUUCGCACCGGAAUUUGUUGACUGCAGUCAAAGCCUUCUACACGUUGGCCGAAGCGUUGGCCUCCGAUGACGUUUACUGCGCUUAUCUACCGAUGGCUCACAUCAUGGAAAUGAGUGCCCAAUUGUUCUUCAUUUCCAAUGGUUUGUCGGUUGGCUUCGCAACCAUUCAGACGCUUACAGAUAAGUCAACGGGUCUUAAGAAAGGGAUGAAAGGAGACCUGACAUUACUUAAGCCUACAAUUAUGACAGCCGUUCCCCUCAUCUUAGACCGGAUUCGAAGAGUCAUUGAAGACACAGUUAACAAGAAUUUGUUGUCAAAAAUAGUGUUUAUUUUUCUAAGAAGUCAAAAGAGCUUUUGGAGUCAUUUUGAUUUAAAUACUCCAAUCAUUAAUAUAAUAUUUUGCAGAAAAUUCAAAGCAAUUCUCGGAGGAAGAGUGAAAGUGAUAGCCUGUGGCGGAGCACCUCUUUCACCAGAAGCUCAUCAGUUUAUGCGCCACUGCUUUGAUCUAAAGGUAUUGCAAGGUUAUGGAUUGACUGAAACGUCUGCAUCGGCCACUCUCAUGGAUUUGGAUGACUCUAGUGUUGGGUUUGUGGGCCAACCCCUGGACGGCAUUCAAAUCAAACUCAUUGAUUGGGAAGAAGGCAAUUAUAAAGUGAUCGACAAACCAAACCCAAGGGGUGAGGUAGUGGUCGGCGGACUAAACGUUACGAACGGUUACUAUCAAAACGAAGCGUUGACUCAGGAGUUAUACAAAGAAGAGAAUGGAAUCAAAUGGUUCUUCACUGGAGAUAUCGGAGAGAUAUACCCAAACGGAUCCAUCAAAAUCAUUGACCGCAAGAAGGAUAUCAUUAAGUUGUCGACUGGAGAAUACGUAUCGUUAGCUAAAGUGGAGGCAGAAAUCAAAAAAUGUCCAUUUGUUGACAAUGUCUGCGUUUAUGGCAAUUCAGGCAAAGACUAUUUGAUUGCAUUGAUUAUUCCCAAUGCAAAGCAAUUGCAACAAUUAGCCAACAAAUUAUCCAAAAGCCAUAUGAGUUUCCCCGAGUUGUGCGCCGACACACACAUCAAUGACUCUGUAUUGAAGUCCAUUCAAAGUAUUGCAAGAAAUUCAAAGUUAUCUAAAACGGAGAUUCCCAACAAAAUUAAGUUAUGUUCAGAGGAAUGGCUUCCGGAUAACAAUUUGGUCACAUCUGCGCUUAAAUUAAAGCGAAAAAACAUCCAAGAAUUCUAUCAAAACGAUAUAAACCUAAUAUCUCAAUUUUUAAUAACUCAAGUCAAGCUAUGGAAGUAUAAACUCAAUAAAACAUAA
This is a messenger RNA of Oppiella nova, 2193 nucleotides long. The record is from the annotation of a GenBank genome assembly. NCBI's taxonomy places the organism in Eukaryota, Metazoa, Arthropoda, Arachnida, Sarcoptiformes, Oppiidae.